Hyphopichia burtonii NRRL Y-1933 is the source of this 3595-nucleotide messenger RNA. RefSeq names its product putative E3 ubiquitin-protein ligase. The transcript has a single exon. Gene Ontology annotation, molecular function: ubiquitin protein ligase activity. Gene Ontology annotation, biological process: protein polyubiquitination. The record is from RefSeq and is a predicted model, not a curated record. Lineage: Eukaryota; Fungi; Ascomycota; Pichiomycetes; Serinales; Debaryomycetaceae. The coding region runs from base 303 to 3119 and encodes 938 amino acids.
GUCUUGGUUGUCUGGAUCCAACGGAGUAGAUUUGUGGCUAUGAUAACGCAUUUGGAGCAAAAAAAAAAUAAAAAUAAAGGGCCAAAAAGGAGUUGUCAUUGAGAGCUGAACUAUAAAUCCCAUUCUAAUCCAAUUGAAACUAGUUCGGUAGAUAGUUGAUUUGAGAUUGAACGUAUCACGUAGUCAAGGGAGACUAGGCAGCUCAAGGGACAGUUGAACAAUUGUUAUAGAAGGAAUUGGAUAAUAUAAUUGCUAAAAUAUACGAUUUCUUAUAGAUUAAGAGAUCAGCAAAAGAUAGUUCAAUGAUACAUCGACAUCAGUCAACAGGUAACCGAGAUAUCUCACAUAGACUGAGUCGGUCCCAGGGAUCGGUUGCUAGCUCUGUAUCAGGAUCUAAUACCAACUCUUCAAGUUCAAGAGCAGAUGUAGUGCCUGAAAGUAUUCCCAAGUCCCAAUCUAAUUGGAAGAUACUCGACUUAUUGAAGCUUCAAAAUUCCUCCAAACCUUCAAGGUCUUCAAGUAUCAAGGCAAAGGGAAGACCAUCUACUGCAGCUACACUUUCAAAAGGAAAUUACUCACCACCUCCACCUCCAUUGAAGUCCCCCAAGACUUCUCCAAGAGAAAAAUCUGUCAAUAGGUGUAUAUGCUGUGGGACGAUACUUACGUUUAUCCCCAAUUCUUAUAAAUUUAAAUGUGGAGUUUGCCAUACCACAAACGAAUUUGGUCCUUUGAAUAUUGGGCCCGAUAAUUUCAAUCCCGAUAUACAUCCUCAUUUAAUGUCCUAUAAGUAUGUACGAAAAUUGGUUGAUAAAUGUGUUUCUGUUAAAGAAUCUGAAGUUAGAAAUCUGAAUCCAAAAUCCCUUCAUGAGAUAUUUGAACCUCUUUCUAAUUAUUUACUUCAAUCUUUCAGUAAUCUUGUUGUUCUUAAUAAUUCUUUCAAGUUGAGAAGGGCAAGUAGAAGAGCUCAUUAUAGUACGUCCAAUAUCGAUUAUUAUGACAUCCGCCAUACUUUUAACAUGCUUACAAGAUUGCCGACAAAACGGCCUCUUUAUAAUGCAUUAUAUGGAUCCAAUGAAUCAUUGAAAAAAUUAAAUACAAGUUUGAUUGAUGAUCCUCGUAAUAUAGCCUGGGUGCUCAUAUUAUUAGAGAUUCCUUUCUUGUCAAGGGCAUUGACUCAUACAUCUAAUGAAAAAGAAAUUAGAUCCAUGGUUGAUGUUCCCGAAAUUAAAUCCCUUUGUUAUGAAAUUUUGAAAAGAUGUUUUGGAAUUCUAGCCCAAACUUCAAACACAACCACUAAUAAUUAUUUAGCGAGUUGGAUGUCGAAGUUGACUAAUGAAGAAUUCAUAUCAAAAGUGGAAUUAAUCAAUUUAUACAUAACGUUCCAUUUGAAAAAGUAUUUUUAUAUUGCUAACAAUCCUCUGUUAAUGAGAAGGAGAAGCUCCCAUACCAGAAAUGCAAGUAAUGGGGCCGGCAGUUCUUCCGAGUAUAUGGAAAGUAGUAAUUUGAAAGAAGAUUUGGAAGCUGAAUUGAGUAAUUUUAACACUCCAUUAAAUCAAAUAACCCAUAGUUUUAACGGGUUCGGUUCAUCAAUCAGUGGGGCUAAUUCGAAAGAGACAAAAAUUAAGAUUCAUUUAUAUGGGAAUGAUUGGCAUUUUAAAACUGCAGGCUUGGUAUUAUCAAUUUUUUUCAAAUCAAAUCUGAUAAGAUAUAAAGCAAAUAAAUUACCGAUUAAUAUUUUUUAUAAUAGUUUGGUUGAUUUUGUUAAUAUUAAAUUAGAUUUUGAUUCAUGGCAGACUAAUCAGAAUGCCAUUAAGAAUUCAAAUGCUAAUAAUAACCAACCUGAAUUACAGACUGUUAUUGAUUAUAUUAACGGUAAGCAGAAUCCAGUUAAUGAAGGAGCAUCAUAUUUUUUUUGUCAAUAUCCAUUUUUAAUUUCAUUGGGAGGGAAGAUAUCCGUAUUAGAAUAUGAAGCACGGAGACAAAUGGAACGUAAAGCAGAGGAAGCAUUCAUUAAUAGUUUGGAUAAAAGAGUUGCUAUGGAUGUCUAUUUUAAAGUUCAGGUUAGAAGAAAUUAUAUAGUUCAAGAUUCAUUAAGAGCAAUUCAAAUGAAUAACUCUAAUCUAAAGAAAAGCUUACGAGUGAAAUUUCUAGGAGAACCAGGUAUUGAUGCAGGAGGAUUGAAAAAAGAGUGGUUUUUAUUAUUAACUAAAGAAUUAUUUAGUUUUGAAGCAGGAAUGUUGAUUAAUGUUGAAGAUUCAAAUUACUAUUGGUUCAAUAUAUCUAAAAAUGAUAAUUAUGACUUGUAUUAUUUAUUUGGAUCAAUAUUAGGAUUAGCAAUUUAUAAUUCAACUAUUCUUGAAUUGAAAUUUUCAAUGAUUUUAUAUAAGUUAUUAUUAGGAUUACCAAUUGGAUUAUCUGAUUAUCAAGAAUUAUAUCCAAUUUCUUGUGAUAAUUUAUUUAAAUUAAGAGAUUAUGAUGAUGACACUUUAGGUUUACUCGAUUUAACAUUUGAAGUUAGUUUCAAUGAUUCCCGAGGGAAAGUGAUCACCAAAGAGUUAAUACCGGGGGGCUCUAAGGUUAAAGUAUCUAGUGAUAAUCGAGAAUACUAUAUUGAUAAGUAUUCAAGGUUUUUCAUGGUUGAUGGAUUCGGUAACAAAAUCGAUUCUUUUAUCAAUGGAUUCAAUAACGUUAUUGGAGGUAAUGCACUUUCAUUAUUUUCAGCAGAAGAAAUUCAAUUAUUAUUAUGUGGGAGUGAAGAGAGUAAACUAGAUAUUGAUAUCUUGAAGUCGAUUACUAAAUAUAAUGGUUGGUUAUCAAGAGAAGUUGCAAUUGAGUCAAGUAUUAUCAAAUGGUUUUGGGAUUUUUUAGAAAAACUUCCUUAUCAAAAACAGAAGAAGUUUUUAUUAUUUGUCACCGGUAGUGAUCGAUUACCAGCUACUGGAAUUCAAAAUUUGAAUUUUAAAAUCACUUUAUUGAAUAAUGGUAAGAAAAGUCACCGAUUACCAGUGGCACAUACUUGUUUCAACGAAUUGGCACUUUACAAUUAUGAAACACAGGAUGUAAUGGUUCAAAAAAUCAGUCAGGCUGUUGAAGGAAGCUCCGGUUUUGGAAUUAAGUAACUGAAUCAGUAUAAAGUUACAAAACCACGGUACACCAUCAACAACUCUACUAGUUGCUGGUUUUCGUGGAUAUAAAUGGUUAGUUGGUUAUAUGGUAUAUAUUUACAUUGUACAUGGUUAUUGGGUAUAUUGGGAAAGGUUGGAUCACAGACGGUUUAAGCUGGCACUCAUCAGCAGCCUAAUUGUAUAGCUGAAUACAAAGUCACAAUCCACCGCAAUCCUUUGUAGUCUACUGUCUUGAAGGAGGAACUGGUUGAAUGAACACCGUAGUUGAAUCAAAGCUAUAGCGAAAUGGCGAAUGGCUGUUAAAAGUUAUACCAGAUGUACGGGUCUGAACCAUCGGAUUUUUUCAGCAACGAAAAAAAAGUGGUGUACGUGCCUUUAUCUGUGUGCAGUACCAACCAGGGAAUUCAGCCAAUUAAAAAGUAUCAAAAUAAUAUUGAGCAGCGUUUUUUUCAUUUUGUUAGCGAAAUAGC